Messenger RNA from Stylophora pistillata, 1236 nucleotides. Its product is annotated as F-box only protein 9. Gene Ontology annotation, cellular component: cytoplasm; SCF ubiquitin ligase complex. Lineage: Eukaryota; Metazoa; Cnidaria; Anthozoa; Scleractinia; Pocilloporidae. The record is from RefSeq and is a predicted model, not a curated record. Gene Ontology annotation, biological process: SCF-dependent proteasomal ubiquitin-dependent protein catabolic process. Gene Ontology annotation, molecular function: protein binding.
UGGGGUGUAAACUGUGGUACUCCAGUGCAGUGGAAUGGCUCUUGGAGACUCAUGUAUAUCAAACGUCCACAUCUUCUGUUUGUUGGUGUUUACAUAAGCAAGACUUCUUAUGUUAGGGAAGGAGAAAAGAAUCUGGAUUUGUGUUAUCGUCCUUAUCAUGUUGUGCAGUACUAUCGCUAUAUGAGGUUUUAUGUCGAUGGGACAGUAUUAAUUUACACCAGUGCAGAUGAACCAGUCACUGCCAUUGCACGGCUAAAACUCAAGCAUGGCAAUAGUUCAUCUGUGUCUGUUGGCCACUACAGAUUAUCUGGAGACAAGGUCAUCAUCAUUAUCAACAAGAAAGUUACCUCUGACAGUUACAACCAAACCAGAGGUCGGCGAAUGAGACUGCCCCCACCCCCCAUCCUGAAACAAGUAUUUCACAUGGAAUUUCAAAUCAACAGUGUUGGACGCCGUCACCAUAAUCAGCUUACAUGGUUGCAUUACAGUGUCAAUACAACAUACAGGUCAACUGGCCAAACAGUGGACUCACAGUUCGACUUAAACAACCAGUUUCCGCCACUGUAUUUUUCUCCAGUGCGGAGUUUCAGUAAUAACGCCACAGCUCCCUUAGAGUAGAAGGCUACAAAUUGCGUAAGCUGGCAGAAUGAUGGAGGAAGUUUGUCACUUCCUGUGAAGAGUGUACUGAGUGUUUUCAGUACAUGCUGAGAAUUGUUACUACAUUGAGGGCAUAGCCUCCAGUAUGUCUUUGCUAACAAGGUGUUGCUUAGAAUGCACUCAUAGACCUCUGUAGGUGAUAUUUAACCGUUGCUCUUAGAUGUGGAGGUAAAUAUCCACCACUUUUACCAACAGUGAGGUGAAAAAAUUAAUUGUUUUAGCUUUGACCACACUGAACUAAAAAAUGUUCAUUAUCUCUGUUGACGUACACAAAAAAUGGUUGGUAAAAAAGAAAGGUUUGUAGUGACCAAAACCUUGAGCGAUAAUUUUGUCCCCUUGUAUUGAUUUAUUUGAUUAGGAAUCACAACAGGCAACAAUCAAUUAAUUUAUUCAUGUAAAACAAUAUUAUAAUUAUGCCUUGGAUGAUUAAUGUUUUCAUUUACUUUAAUGCUACUAGAGUAUAGGUGUAGGUUGUGCGUUUAUGUUAGGAAGAAUUCACACUUCAAUUAAUGACAUAUUUAUGAAUAAAACAUCAACCUUGUAGUAACUGGAUGGACUAGUAAAUAACUAAAAUGUCUA